Molecule: messenger RNA, 921 nt
Organism: Symbiodinium pilosum
Lineage: Eukaryota; Dinophyceae; Suessiales; Symbiodiniaceae
Source: the annotation of a GenBank genome assembly
AUGGCGCCCAAAUCAAGCCGGAAGGGCAAAGGAAUGCAAAAGCUUCCCUUCAACGAUGACGCGAUUCAGAAGCACUUGGAGGUCAAAAGCCAAAGCCAGGAGGACGUUGCUGAGGCAGAGAGCGAGAUGGACAGACCAACCUCUGAAUGUGAAGACCAGGACAUUCCAGAAGGAUUUUCUUCGACCGAGGCUUUACAUGAGGAGAUCAGGGGCAAUGCACCUGCUAGUGGCGACCUUGGCCGAAGGAUCCAAGGCGCCGCAGCGACCAUAGGUGGUGCCACAGGUAUGCUUUUGGGUGGCCCCGUGUCGGGCGCACUCCUCGGUGCAGCCGCUUUGUAUGCAUCCACACGGGAAGACAUGUCGGGCUCUGUGGCGAGGAAAGCGGGGUCCCUCUACUUGAAGGUUGCCGACCGCGCCUGCGAUGAAGGAGUGCGUGUUAUGGACCGGGGCGUCGAAAAAGCGGGUGCAGCCCUUGACCGAGGUUGCAGAAGGUUGUCCCAAUCCUCGUCGGUUCCAGCUCCCAUUCGUGCUGGCUUACAGCAGCUUUCGGGCGAUAAACGGGAAGGACCCAGUGUGGCACCUGAUGAGGCCAGAAAAAUCCUGGAGAAGCAUCCCGAUCGAAUCCCCAUAAUUUGUGAAAGAUCUGCAUUUUCUACAUUGCCACAAAUUUCAAAGAGUAAGUUUGCUGUACCUGGCGGCAUGCGAGCUGGCGAAUUCAAGUAUUUGGUUCAGAAGGAGAUCAAGAGGGCAGUGCCUGAAGAAGUUGCAGGGCCACAGCCGGAACAAACCAUCUACAUUUUCAUCAAUGGAGCCACGCCGCGAUGUAGCACUUCGAUGGCCGAGCUGUAUGAGCAACAUCGCCGAGAAGACGGUUUCCUUUGCGUCAAAUAUUGCGCUGAGCAAACAUUGGGGCUAACAUGA